Aethina tumida (small hive beetle) is the source of this 611-nucleotide messenger RNA. RefSeq names its product 60S ribosomal protein L22-like. The coding region runs from base 133 to 573 and encodes 146 amino acids. Gene Ontology annotation, cellular component: ribosome. Gene Ontology annotation, biological process: cytoplasmic translation. NCBI's taxonomy places the organism in Eukaryota, Metazoa, Arthropoda, Insecta, Coleoptera, Nitidulidae. Gene Ontology annotation, molecular function: structural constituent of ribosome; RNA binding. The transcript is spliced from 4 exons. The record is from RefSeq and is a predicted model, not a curated record.
UAAUAAAUGUAAGUUGGGUUGCCUAACUUGAAACAGAGUAUUAGCCCCCCACCAAUGUAAUCGGCUUGCGAAGCAACGCAGCCAAAUUGACAGUUCUUUCUCGUUUUGACAACGUCAGUGCACGUACCGAAAAUGGCACCCACAAAAGUGGUCGGUGGCAAGCCCCAGCCCAAGAAACAGCAGAUCCGCGGCAAAGGUCUGAAGAAGAAGAAGGUCGCCCUCAAGUUCGUCAUUGACUGCACGCAUCCCGUCGAGGACUCGAUCUUGGAUGUUGCUAACUUUGAAUCCUACUUGAAGCAAAGGAUAAAGAUCAAUGGAAAGACUGGAAACUUUACUGGUGGAAAAGGUAGCCAACAUGCUGUAACUUUGAGCCGUGACAAGGGAACCAAGUUGGUGCUUAACAGUGAAAUUCCCUUCUCUAAAAGGUACCUUAAAUACCUUACAAAGAAAUACUUGAAGAAGAACAACCUGAGAGAUUGGUUGAGAGUGGUUGCCUCUGGAAAGGACAGCUACGAACUCAGAUACUUCCAGAUCAACAAUCAAGAUGAUGAUGAUGAGGAAGACAAUGAAUAAGCUGUAAUUUUAUAAUAAUAAAACAAGUUAAAUAAAAA